GAACGAUGCGACGUGGUGUGGGCUUCGUGCUAGCGUUCCUGCUGCUCGGCGCCGCCCUCGUGGCCCGCGCAGCCACGAUCGACGUGAUCGAGCUCCCAAGCUCGGUCCUCUCGGUCUUCAGCGACGAAGCUCUGACGUUCGACAUGCAGCGCAUUGAAAAUGCAUUUGCGUUGCCGAACAACAUGUACUCGGUGAUGGCGGCCCGCGUCGUCACCAACCAGCCGCUGCAGACAGUCUGCACCAACUGCUCGAUUGAUGAUGCCUUUCCCGCGCUCGCACUGCCGACACCAGCCUACAUCCUAUCGACCACUUCGACGUGGCUUGGCAUCUUACCUAGUCGCCCCAUUAAUUUGCCCAUCGAGUUGACGGUGCAAAUGAUGACGACAUCGUUCUACACCAAUGCCACACAGCUCUAUCAGCGCAAGUAUACUCUCGACGUACUCACUGUGUCGCGGCCGUCAUGA
Molecule: messenger RNA, 464 nt
Organism: Saprolegnia diclina VS20
Lineage: Eukaryota; Oomycota; Saprolegniomycetes; Saprolegniales; Saprolegniaceae
Exons: 2
Coding region: 6-464 (152 amino acids)
Source: RefSeq, a predicted model, not a curated record